This is a messenger RNA of Suillus fuscotomentosus, 633 nucleotides long. RefSeq lists its product as uncharacterized. The transcript has 3 exons. Bases 1 to 633 code for a protein of 210 amino acids. Lineage: Eukaryota; Fungi; Basidiomycota; Agaricomycetes; Boletales; Suillaceae. The record is from RefSeq and is a predicted model, not a curated record.
AUGAUAGUGUUUACUUGUGGUGCUGCAGACGAUAAGAACCUUAGGAAUAUCCUUUUUCCCCCGCAGAUACUAGAGAUGAAGCUCACCUUCAAACCACCUCAUGUGCGUAACACCGUGAUUACAAAUGAACAGGGUCAUGUUCUGUACUCGACCUCGACCGCCUUCACGUUCGAUACUCGUGUGACCGUCGUCAAGAAGCACGUCCCAAACGAAUUCAAUAUUGGCAAAGUAGAAUCGUCAGAAGUCCUCGCAAAGAUCGAGUGGCACACAUUUGCCUCAUCUGUCAUCAAGUAUGACGGGAUAGAUUUGUUGGCGUCUCAGUUCAUUCCGAAUAAGGGGAUUCUUGGACGGCGGCGUGUUUUCCGAGGUCCCGAUGGACUGUUAUACAAGUGGAAGCUCGGCCCGCGCAAUUGCAUCCUCAUGCUCAACGGCAAGGAAGUCGCACGGCAUCACCCGUUGGAGAUUGGUUUCAACAAGCCAGGACAUGAAGCAUACCUAGAGGUCUUUUCGCCAGUCGAACAUAUGUUGGACCUAGUAGUGCUGACGUUCAUAUAUGUGGAGAAGCUGCGACGGGGAACUCAGGAAGCCCCAGGAACGGAUCGCAUGCAUGCACCGACUGAACCGGCUAAUUAG